AUGCGUCAAGCGGAGUCCAUCCUCGACGACCGUACAGCGGUGUCGGCGAGCUCCGAGCGCUGUAUGCGAGAGUUUAAGGUCAAGUUGACGCGUGAGCGACGGCCACUGAUGACUCAAGUCUUCGGCAAACCCUAG
Phytophthora nicotianae INRA-310 is the source of this 135-nucleotide messenger RNA. RefSeq lists its product as hypothetical. The record is from RefSeq and is a predicted model, not a curated record. The coding region runs from base 1 to 135 and encodes 44 amino acids. The transcript has 2 exons. NCBI's taxonomy places the organism in Eukaryota, Oomycota, Peronosporomycetes, Peronosporales, Peronosporaceae.